This is a messenger RNA of Ustilago hordei, 375 nucleotides long. RefSeq lists its product as uncharacterized. The record is from RefSeq and is a predicted model, not a curated record. Gene Ontology annotation, cellular component: nucleus; negative cofactor 2 complex. NCBI's taxonomy places the organism in Eukaryota, Fungi, Basidiomycota, Ustilaginomycetes, Ustilaginales, Ustilaginaceae. Gene Ontology annotation, molecular function: core promoter sequence-specific DNA binding; protein heterodimerization activity; transcription corepressor activity. The transcript has 3 exons. The coding region runs from base 1 to 375 and encodes 124 amino acids. Gene Ontology annotation, biological process: negative regulation of transcription by RNA polymerase II; positive regulation of transcription by RNA polymerase II; transcription by RNA polymerase II.
AUGGUCAAACGCUCCGCACAAUGCAAGUUCCCCGUUGCGAGGAUCAAAAAGAUCAUGCAAGCCGACGAAGAUGUUGGAAAAGUUGCGCAAGCUACGCCUGUUCUCAUUUCAAAAGCACUAGAGCUGUUCAUGGCGAGCAUCGUGGAAGAGACAGUGAAAGAAACGCGCAGUUGUGGAGCGAAGAAGAUGACUCCUUAUCAUGUCAAGCGAACAGUGCACACAAACGAAACCUUCGACUUCCUCAAAGACAUUGUCGCCAAAAUUCCCGAUCCGGUCGAAACAGAUAGCAGCGUCGCAGGUUCUGGAGCAGCAGCAGGCGACAACAGAGGUGGAAAGCGACGAAAGACCGCUAAGAAUGCUGAGGAGUCUGAUUAA